Messenger RNA from Triticum aestivum (bread wheat), 1420 nucleotides. RefSeq lists its product as uncharacterized. Gene Ontology annotation, molecular function: protein binding. Lineage: Eukaryota; Viridiplantae; Streptophyta; Magnoliopsida; Poales; Poaceae. The record is from RefSeq and is a predicted model, not a curated record. Bases 9 to 1157 code for a protein of 382 amino acids. The transcript has a single exon.
AGAAAACCAUGAAACGGACAAGGGUGGGAGGAAAUCUCCUGCCGGACGGAAGAGGGUGUGAAAGUGUGAUGGCCUCACCGUACAAUCCCCACCGGCGGCAGCUGGGCGGGGGGCAGUCCGCCUGGCCGGAUCUCCCGCCGGAGCUCCUGGAGAGCGUCCUAGGGCGGCUCGCCCCGCUCGACCGUGUCGCCGUCCGCCUCGUCUGCUCCUCUUGGCGCUCGUGCGCGCGAGCUUCGAUCUCGGCUGACCUCCCCUUCGAGGCCCCGCGCCUCCUGCUCCGGCGCCCCGGCUCCUGCGGCGGCCUCGCCUUCUUCAGCCUCCACCGCCGCGAGAUCCUGCCUUUCGCCCUCCCCGACCGCCUCAGCUCCGGCCGGUGCUGCGGCCAGAUCGGCGGCUGGCUCGCCAUGGCCUUCGACGAGGAGCGGGCGAUCGAGCUCCGCAACCUCUUCUCCGGCCAAUCCGUGCCCCUGCCGCGGUCCCCCGUGUUCCCGGUGGCCAAGAUCGUGCUGUCCGCGCCGCCCACCUCGCUUGGCUGGGUGGCCGCCGUGCUGGGCCGCGCCGGCACGGUGGCGCUGCUCCAGCCGGACGUGUCUGGCGGCGCCUGGAUCACGAUCGCCGCCGGGGGGCCGCACGGCGGGUUCCGGGACGUGGCGUUGUGGCGGGGGCGGCUGUGCGCGCUGGGCGACGACGGCACGGUCCUGGCGUACCGUGUCGACCUCCGCGCGCGCGUGGCGGCCGUGUCGGAGCUGCGCGGGAAGGACGCCAACCCUCUGAACCGGCUGGAGCGGCGGGUGCGGUACCUGCUGGAGUCGGACGGGGAGCUCCUGCUGGUGAAGAAGCUGUACAGCGUGGUGCGGGACUCGGCGGACGUGGAGGUGGAGGUGAGCCGGUUCCGGCCGGAGGGGUGCAAGUGGGAGUCGGUGACGGAGCUCCCCGGGAGGGCGGUGUUCCUGGGGUCGGUGGCGUCGGCGGCGGCGCCGGCGACGGCGGGGGUCCGGGAGAACUGCGUCUACUUCGCGCGGCGGGACGUGGAGCUGAUGGUGCCGCACGCCAUCGGCGUGUACUCGCUGGGGGACCGGGAGACGGCGGUGGUGGCCAUCGCGGGCGGGCACUCCGUGGAGGUGGAGCCCGUGUGGAUCCUCCCCUCGGUCGCCUGAUCUGACCGACUCCACGCACCCACCGGCGUUCAAGAACAAAUAAACCGAGCCCAUGAGUUUUAGAACGCUUUAUUCGGAUGUUUUGGAACUGUGGAUUGCUGUGCGUGUUGUUUUCUCUGCUUUGUUCAUGGGGUUAAUUGGCGAUUUGGGUUUCUACUAGAGAGGCAAAGACCGAUCUGUCUGAAUUGCUGUGCAUGUUCUUCUCUUUGCCUUGUUCAGUUCAUCAGAAGUUCAGAAAGUGCCGGUAUCUGCAGUUCAUGAGA